Molecule: messenger RNA, 3348 nt
Organism: Odocoileus virginianus texanus
Lineage: Eukaryota; Metazoa; Chordata; Mammalia; Artiodactyla; Cervidae
Source: RefSeq, a predicted model, not a curated record
UGCGUCUCCUACCCGCUGGGCCGGGCUGGCGGGAGGCUCGGCACAACCGAGGAUGGUCGCAAUGGGUUUCCGGGAGUCCCGUCGCUGCAGUGCGGACCCACGGGGCCUCUAGCGCUCCGGGUGUGCCUUCAAGCUGGAAGUGACAGGCGUAGACGUCAGAGAGCCGAGGCGGUGGCCACCUUUGGAGCCCGAGAUAGCACUGGCGAGGGAGGGAGGACCCAGGGCCUCCGGAUAGGGCUGCAAUGGCGGUGAGUCCCACAGGGCCGCCUCAGCCCGCAGCUCGCUAAAGAUAGCCCUUCACUUCCUGGGGUAAAACCACCGCCAACCGUCUUAAUGCAUUUAGAGUAGCUGAAGUCCCCAUCUUGGCCUCCAGACCCCCAAUCCUGUUAGCAGCCAUCCCCUGGUCGUGCUCGUGAGGCCUGGAAAGCGCUUUGGAAUGACACGAUCACUCCCGUUGAGUGGGCACCCAAGAAGCCAUCGGGAAUGUCGUGUCCGCCCAGUGCUCUUUCGGAGCUUCCCAGCAGGGCCUUGCAGCCCUAGCCCAGAAGGGGGUCUUGCCAAGCUUUUCCUGCCCCUCGGUUCCUCUACAUCCUGAGCUGUUUACUCACUGCUCCGGGGCAGAGACCAGGGGGCUGGGUGUCAGUGCCCUGCGGCACAGUGUUCUAGUGCCUCACGUCCCAUCCCUAUUAAAAGAGAGAAAAAGGGUUAAGUGAAGACAUUGAGAAGCCCUGAACGGAAGGAGGAAAGAGGUAGGAGUUGGACGCUCAGAGAACUGUUUUUAAGGUGGGUCUUCUCAGGUCACAUUGUUUAUUUGACCCGAAAUGGCUCAUAGUCUAAACCAGGAAAUGGGAGGGUCCUUGUGACAGUACAACAGGUUAAAGGAGACGCAUUAAAAGCUUCUGGAAACUAUUAUGAUGGUUCUAAUUAUUCAAGAUUCAAGAGAAGAAAAACAGCAAUUCUCUCAGAGUGGACACAUUUGGAGUAAAAGACAACCCCUAUCUCAAAGGAAGGAAUGCUUGCAAAUAACCUGAAACUGAAGAACACAAAUUCCCUUUAAAAAUGUGACUUUUUUUCAGUAGCUCAUGAAAGUGUCUUUUAUGCUACCUGCCCUAUUUCAGAAUCCACUUGUAACUCUAGGCGUUUUGAUCAUGUGUGCUUAGUCACUAGUCGUGUCCAACUCUUUGUGACCCCAUGGACUGUGGCCCGCCAGCUGGUGGUCCAUGGGGAUUCUCCAGGCAAGAAAACGAGUGGGUUGCUAUUUCCUUCUCCAUUGAUCAUGUGUACAUGGAGGAAAUGAAACGUUAUACAAAUACAUAAAUGUAAGACAACCCUGCCUGGGCCCCACCGGAUUGCGUGGAUUCUUUCCCUUGUUGCUACUCUGGGCAACAGCGAGAGAGCCCCAAGUCCGGAGUAGACCCCAAGAUUUCUUACCCUAGUCCGGACCAGUCAGGUGGACCACGCGGGGGUAGGGCUGGGGCCAUGGAGCGAGCGCAACUGUCCACUGUCCACUCAGGAGUCCCUGCCUCCUCGCCCCGACCAAUUGGCCUUCCCGGAAAUCCCGCCUCGAAGUUUUGCUUCCGGUCCCGCCUGCCCCUUCCGGUAGCCAUGCGCAUCGGGGUAGAGGAGACGCUGGGAGCCCUGAACUCGGCCUUGGGGGCUGGCGGCCCCGUGUGGUUCAAGGAGACGCACUCCCGCCACCUGCGUGCCCGAGACUUCUUGGCACCGCGUCGCGCACUGCAGGCGCGCUUUGGGGGCGACCAGGUGCCCGAGGGCGUGGUUCACGCCAUCGUUGGCCUACAGGGUCCCGGCGUGGCCCCGGUGCAGCGUUGCGCGCCGACCCCCGCGGGACUGGCGCUUCAGUUGCAGCGGUCCGCGGUUUUCGAGCGCGUGCUCUGUUCCGUGGCCGCCUAUAUCGAGCCCGCCGCCCUCACCACCCCUACCCCGCGCGUCGUCCUGCACUGUCCGGCGCUGCGCGGCAGCCCCAGCGCCCUCCGCCUGAGCCAGCUCCGUGCCGUGCUCGUGGCGGACCACCUGGCGCGAGUUCUGCAAGCUCACAGGGUGAGUGUGCGCCGAGUUCCCGCUGUGCGGGACCCGCACAUGCCGACCUUCCUGCAGCAACUGCGGGUGGACUGGCCCGCGGUCUCAGAGAAAGCCACGACGGAAGCCCUGAGGAAUCGCACGAUUGCAGAGCUCUCCCCUGCCCGUGAUGCUGGAGCCCUGCCCCCUGACACCCUUGGUCGAGUGUGCCUGAAGGAACUGAUGGAGGAACGGGGACGAACAGCUGGCUAUGACCCCAAUGUGGACAGCUGUCUGGUGUCAGAGGAUCUGCUCUCUCUGCUGGCCGAGCUGCAGGAGGCUGUGCAGGCUGGGGCCGAGGACAGCUCCCUAGGCCUGGCUGCGGCCCCAGAUGCUGGUGCAGGUAGCUACAUGGUCCUACACGUAGUGAGCUGUGAGGAGGAGUUCCAGCAACAAAAGUUGGACCUGCUUUGGUGGAAGUUGGAUCAUCAGGCUCCUCUCAGACAGAAGCACCUGGUCUGUGGCCCAGUGAAAGCAGCUGGUGCGCCCAGCACCCUGACUGCCCCCGAGUACUACGACCUCCGGCACGCCCAGGUGUGCAAGGCGUCAGCAGUGAAGCAUGGCAGGGACCUGGAACAAGACCCAGCCUGGACGGAAAUCUUCAGCGUUCUCUCUGUGGCGACCAUUAAAUUUGAGAUGCUCAGCACAGCCCCUCAGAGUCAGCUACUCCUGGCCCUGGCUGACAGCAGCAUUUCCACCAAGGGCAGCAAAAGUGGCACCUUUGUCAUGUAUAAUUGUGCACGUCUCGCCACCCUCUUUGAGGGUUACAAGUGCAGUGUGGAACAAGGUCUGUACCCCACCUUCCCGCCUGUGAGCAGUCUAGACUUCUCCCUGCUGCGUGAGGAGGGUGAGUGGUUGCUACUCUUCAACAGCAUCCUCCCCUUCCCAGACCUGCUGAGGCAGACAGCAGCCCUGACCCAGACCUGCACUGCCCCAGGGCUUCAGGCCACUGCGCGCACAGAGAUGGUAUGCAAGUUCCUGGUACAGCUCAGCAUGGACUUUAGCUCAUACUAUAACCGGGUACACAUCCUAGGGGAGCCGCAGCCGCACUUGUUCGGUCAGAUGUUUGCCCGUCUGCAGCUUCUGAGGGCCGUGCAAGAAGUGCUCCACACUGGGCUGGCCAUGCUGGGUCUCCCUCCGCUGAGUCACAUUUAAGGCCACAGAGGCCUUAGGAUCCAGGAAUGUCCACAAAGUUAGCAACUGAAAGGGGAAAAAAAAAAUUCUGGAUUUGUUUUAGCGAUCUAGAGGCAAAAUAAAUAGUUUGUGUGACAA